AUGAAUUCCCAAAAUGGAACAAAAACACAACGUCUACCCACAGUAUACUUCAGCUCCAUCGUCACUCCAACCUCCAUGGAGCGCAAGACCCUAAAAUUCGAUGCCGAAUUCGAGAAAUGGCGUGAGCCAGUCAAGGACAAGAUGCGUCUACCCAAGUUUGAAUCGAUAGAUGAUUUCCGGAAUUACAGCAACCUCUCUAUGGGAGCUGUGUUAUCACAACUUCCGCUGCAAGCCGGUAUCAUCAAAACCGAGUGCAAAUGCAUUUCUCAUGACGGCGCUGAAGUUAGGAUCGAUCGCUUCGCCACCGCGGAACAGAUGGCAGCCCAACAGACGCCACAGCCAGCGGUAUUGUUCUUCCACGGGGGUGGCAUGGUCGUCGGAAGCGUCGGUUUAUUUGCGCCAUUCAUAUCUAUGCAAGCGUUCGGUUCAGGAGUUCAGUUCUUCGCUACUGAGUACCGGCUUGCGCCAGAACAUCCGGAUCCGACACCGGUCGAAGACUGUUACGCCUCUCUGAAGUGGCUGUCAACACACAGCGCGGAGCUCGGUAUUGACCCAUCGCGUAUCGCUGUUAUGGGCGAAAGCGCGGGUGGUGGUCUUGCUGCAGGCACGGCACUCAUGGCCCGUGAUCGAGGCUUAGAACCUCCAAUCAAACAGCAGAUCCUCAUGUACCCCAUGCUUGACGACAGGUCCCUCAAUGCGCCAUCUGCCGCUGACCUAGACGAAUUUGUGUAUUUCCCGCUUCACUUGAGCAAGCUUUGUUGGGAGUGCUACCUGGGCAAGGAUAAAGCAGGUAAAGAGGAGGCGGACGUGAGUCCAUACGCAGCUCCGGGACGCGCGAGCAGCUUAAAAGGGCUGCCGAGCACGUAUAUGGACGUCGGUGGGUUAGAUCUGUUUAGGGACGAAUGCGCAAUGUAUGCGGCACGAUUAGCGGCGGCCAAUGUCCAAGUCGAAUUUCAUCUGUUCCCGGGACUGACCCAUGGCUUCGAAAGGGCUGCCGAGGUUCAUGGUGUCAAGAUGGCCGUUGCAGGACGGAUGCGAUGGAUAAAAGACUUGUGA
Molecule: messenger RNA, 1056 nt
Organism: Annulohypoxylon maeteangense
Lineage: Eukaryota; Fungi; Ascomycota; Sordariomycetes; Xylariales; Hypoxylaceae
Exons: 2
Coding region: 1-1056 (351 amino acids)
Molecular function (GO): hydrolase activity
Source: RefSeq, a predicted model, not a curated record